CCCCACUUUUUUCGGCUAUAUAAAGAUCAAUCACGGUCAGGAUCAACAAUUACAGUCGAAGACCCAUCCAAACCUACCACAUCUCAUCUACCAUGGCUUUCAAGUUUGUUGUAUUUGCCACCCUUCUGGCUCAUGCGCUCGCUGGGGUCAUCCCCGGGGCUCCGCUGGCUUACGCCGCUGGCCCAGUUUACUCGGCCCCAAUUGCUAAAGCAGUUGUUGCCGCCCCAGCUGAAGAUUACGACCCAAACCCCCAAUACAGCUACGGCUACGACAUCCAAGACGGCUUGACUGGUGACAGCAAGAGCCACAGCGAGACCAGAAGUGGGGAUGUCGUGCAGGGCAGCUACUCUCUUGUGGACCCUGAUGGUCUCAGGAGAACUGUGGAAUACACUGCUGAUCCAGUGCACGGAUUCAACGCAGUGGUGCGCAGAGAGCCAUUAGCUGUCAAGGCCGCCCCAGCUAUUGCCAAGGUGGCUGCGCCAGUCGCCUACGCCGCUCCUGCUCACUACGCUCAACCUGCGCCGUUGGCUUACGCAGCUGGACCAACCAGAGUAGCAUACGCACAACCUGCCAUCGCCUACCACCACUAAGAUAUCCUAGCAGUAUUGUAUAUAGUUAUUAUUUAUUUGGACCUAACGAAAUAGAGUCGAUAAAAAAGA
Dendroctonus ponderosae (mountain pine beetle) is the source of this 659-nucleotide messenger RNA. RefSeq names its product larval cuticle protein A3A-like. The transcript has 3 exons. The coding region runs from base 93 to 590 and encodes 165 amino acids. The record is from RefSeq and is a predicted model, not a curated record. NCBI's taxonomy places the organism in Eukaryota, Metazoa, Arthropoda, Insecta, Coleoptera, Curculionidae. Gene Ontology annotation, cellular component: extracellular matrix.